UUCAUUCCACAGAUGUUUAUUGAGCACCUGCCAUGUGCCAGGCACUAAUCUAGAUGCUGGGGAUAUAUCUGUGAACAAAACCAACUGCCCUCAUGGAGUAAGAGAGUAGAGAGUGAUAAAGGGAGCUCUUAGAUGAGGUGGUCAGAGAAGCCUUCUUUGAAGAGGUGACUUUUGAGCAGAGACCUGAAUGUGGUGAAGGAACAAGCAAUGACAGAAAUCCUAGUGAAGACUAUUCUAGGUAGAAAGAAUGGCAUAUGCAAAGGCCCUGAGGCCUAUACCUGGUGGGUUUAAGCCAGGAGGCUAGUGUGGCUGCAGUGGAUGAAGGAGGAGGGAAAGUGAUAGAAGGCUGAGGUCAGAGAGGUAACUGGGACCAGAUCAUGUAGGACCUGGAAGGCCAUGGAAAGAACUUUGGAUUUCACUGGAUGAAACUGGCAUUGGAGAGUUUGAGACAGUAACUUUCUAUUUAUUUAGCAGCAUGCAGUGUACCACACUGUGCAGAGUGCUUUACAUCCUUUGGGUCUUCCCGAACUUACAGCUACCCCUUUGAAGUAGAACCUCUGAUAGAUGCAGUUCUCACUAAGAAGGAGAAUGAGCCUCAGGGGAAGGGACUUACCCAAAGUCAUAGUCAGUAAGCUCUGGGGCUAGGACUUCAGCAGAGCCUUAAGCUCAGCACCAUUUGCCUGCUGUAGAGAGUGUCCUGGAUUGGGAAUCAGAGUGUUGGUGUGGGCCCAGGCCCUGCCUUGCUAUUCUCCUGUGCUUAGAUGACGUACUGCCAGAAUGCGCCCUCUGGGUUCUUUCUCCAGGGCCCUGCAAUCUCUCCUCCCAACAUCAGUGACAACCCAUUGGGCCUUAUCCUGGACACCUCCCUCCCGCUUCCAACCCAGGACAGUUAGACACCAGUGCUGCACAUUGUGCCUCCUGAAUAUCUCCUACCCAUCAUCUCUCUACCCUCACAGCCUCCGUCCCAGGAUGGCAGCGAAGAGACAAACACCUCCGUUAUGCAGAAAACCCCCAUCAUCCUCUCAAAACCUCCAGCAGAGCGGUCAAAGCAGCCAGCACCUCCAGCAGCCCCUGCUGCCCCUCCUGCCCCAGCCCCUCUUGAGAAGCCUAUCGUCCUUAUGAAACCACGGGAGGAAGGGAAAGGGCCUGCAGCUGCAACAAAUGCCUCAUCCCCCGAGGGCACCACCCCACCACCCCCUGCAGCCCCUGUGCCAUCCAAGGGGGAGAAGGAGGGGCAGAGACCCACACAGCCUGUGUACCAGAUCCAGAACCGGGGCAUGGGCACUGCUGCGCCAGCAGUCAUGGACCCUGUCGUGGGCCAGGCCAAACUACUGCCCCCAGAGCGCAUGAAGCACAGCAUUAAGUUGGUGGAUGACCAGAUGAAUUGGUGCGACAGUGCCAUUGAGUACCUGUUGGAUCAGACCGAUGUGUUGGUGGUUGGUGUCCUGGGCCUCCAGGGGACAGGCAAGUCCAUGGUCAUGUCAUUGUUGUCAGCCAACACUCCUGAGGAGGACCAGAGGGCGUAUGUUUUCCGAGCCCAAAGCGCUGAGAUGAAGGAACGAGGGGGCAACCAGACCAGCGGCAUUGACUUCUUUAUUACCCAAGAGCGGAUUGUUUUCUUGGACACACAGCCCAUCCUGAGCCCCUCCAUCUUGGACCACCUCAUCAACAAUGACCGCAAGCUACCGCCAGAGUACAACCUUCCCCACACCUACGUUGAGAUGCAGUCGCUCCAGAUUGCUGCCUUCCUCUUCACUGUGUGCCAUGUGGUAAUUGUCGUCCAGGACUGGUUCACGGACCUCAGUCUGUACAGGUUCCUCCAGACAGCGGAGAUGGUGAAGCCCUCCACCCCAUCCCCCAGCCACGAGUCCAGCAGCUCAUCAGGCUCUGAUGAAGGCACUGAGUACUACCCCCACCUGGUAUUCCUACAGAACAAAGCUCGCCGAGAAGACUUCUGUCCUCGAAAGCUGCGGCAGAUGCACCUGAUGAUCGACCAGCUCAUGGCUCACUCCCACUUGCGUUACAAGGGUACUCUGUCCAUGUUACAGUGUAACGUCUUCCCUGGGCUCCCCCCUGACUUCCUGGACUCUGAGGUCAACUUGUUCCUGAUGCCCUUCAUGGACAGUGAGGCAGAGAGUGAAAACCCACCAAGAGCGGGACCCGGCUCCAGCCCACUCUUCUCCCUACUCCCGGGGUACCGUGGCCACCCCAGUUUCCAGUCCUUGGUGAGCAAGCUCCGGAGCCAAGUGAUGUCCAUGGCCCGGCCGCAGCUGUCACACACAAUCCUCACUGAGAAGAACUGGUUCCACUAUGCUGCUCGGAUCUGGGACGGGGUGAAGAAGUCCUCUGCCCUGGCAGAGUAUAGCCGUCUGCUGGCCUGAGACUGAGUGGAGGAGUGUCAUGCAGGGAAACCCCUUUUGUGUCCCCAGUGGAUGGCAAUGGAGCACACAUGUCCUCCCCCUGGUGAAGUGGAGAGUGGCAGGCAGCAGACCUGAUGGAUGAGGAACCAUCCGUGACUUCCUCACCCAGAGACAUGAGGUGUUCAGGCCAGGCCCCCCCACCCUCAGUGGAGCAUUGUUCAGGGGUGACUGAGAUCCUACCCUCAACCUGGGACAGGGCAGCCCAUCCUCAGUCUCCCACAGGGAUAAGUGGUGGGAGGAGUCUGAAUGGUUACCAAGAAGUGCAGGUUCCAUCUUGACCUUCCUCUGCAGGGACAGGACUCCCAGCCCUUUCCUGUAAGGUGAGGCCGAGCCUGGGGAGCUCUUUAUUGGAGCAGAUCUGGUGGUUCAAAUAAAAACAGUCGUGCAAGCCUA
Molecule: messenger RNA, 2813 nt
Organism: Miniopterus natalensis
Lineage: Eukaryota; Metazoa; Chordata; Mammalia; Chiroptera; Miniopteridae
Gene: SMG9
Product: SMG9 nonsense mediated mRNA decay factor
Biological process (GO): nuclear-transcribed mRNA catabolic process, nonsense-mediated decay
Source: RefSeq, a predicted model, not a curated record